Messenger RNA from Actinia tenebrosa (Australian red waratah sea anemone), 506 nucleotides. RefSeq names its product metallo-beta-lactamase domain-containing protein 1-like. The record is from RefSeq and is a predicted model, not a curated record. Lineage: Eukaryota; Metazoa; Cnidaria; Anthozoa; Actiniaria; Actiniidae.
UGGUAAAGACAAGAUGAACGAAGUGCAUGUUAUUCAGCAGGGAUAUUCAUUGACCGAUAGCAAUGGAAAGUACAGGGCUACUGGCUCAAAAUCUGAUCAAGUCGUGAUUCUCCCAACUGUUGGCCAUACUAGUGAAGACAUUAGUGUAGUAGUGCAUAAUACACAAUAUGGAACUGUCGUCAUAGCUGGUGAUUUAUUUGAGUGUGAGAAUGAUGAAGAUAGCUGGAAGGAUGUCAGUCAGUUCCCUGAUAAGCAAGCACAGAACAGAGACAGUGUCCUGCAGGUUGCUGACUGGAUUGUUCCUGGACAUGGUGCUAUGUUCAAGGUCAAGAAAUGAUGCGAGAGGAGAUCCAAGAUUUCCACUAGGGUGUUCGAAAUGAUGAACUGGACCAGAAAAAGGCUGUAGUUUGGCGAACCAUAAAAAACCCCAGCUUUUAGCUUCAAUUAGGGGGGUUCACACUCUCUUGUCCGUUAGGGAGUUAGAUAAAAUUAAAACGAUCCUUUUG